This is a messenger RNA of Dicrocoelium dendriticum, 885 nucleotides long. Lineage: Eukaryota; Metazoa; Platyhelminthes; Trematoda; Plagiorchiida; Dicrocoeliidae. The record is from the annotation of a GenBank genome assembly.
AUGGAUUUUGAACCGCGAUCAACAGCUUUCGUCUUGGAUCGAUCACACAUUGAGCAAUUAAACUUAUCCAUCCGUACCAGUGCGUCACUGGCCUCUUUUCCUGUGCAUAGCGUCUUUGCUCCUUGGUGUCCGGCAUGUCGUCAGUUUUCGUCCGUUUGGACCGAGCUCUCCGAGGUGCCGGAUCUUAACGCGAGUAUUGCAGCUGUUGAUGUGACAGAAAGCCCGGUACUCAGUUUCGUCUUCUUCGUCCGUCAGCUUCCGACAUUAUUCCAUGCCAAAGAUGGGGUAUUCCGAACAUACAAUGGGUCCAGAACUUUUACAGAUUUGAAGGAAUUUUUAACCGACGCAUCGUAUGAAAAAGUCGAUCCGAUUCCAUGGUACUAUUCGCCCUCAGCUAUGCACAUGCGAGCCUUCUUCCGCUUCAUGGAACUGGGGAUGACGAUCACACGUAUUCAUGAAUACCUGCUUCAAGCCGGGUAUCCUACAUGGGCAUCUUUCGCAAUCAUUGGCUCUGGGACAGUCUUAUUCGGUCUGGUGUUGGGUCUGGUUCUAGUUUUUCUCUCUGAUUGUAUCGUACCACCCAGACCGCAGAUUUUACGCUUAUUCAAAAAACCAAAGCAACCCACGUCGCAAAAAACGACGGAUUCCUUGAAGACGCCUGACGAACACAUCGUGACAGCGAGCAGUGCAUUAACUGUGGACGGAUCUGGUGAACAUCAAGACGAGCAGGGCGAAGUCGAGUGUCGGAAACGGAUUACAGCGAGCGGAGACUGAUCAUCUUCGUCUUGAACAGUCUUAUUGUCUCUGCGUUCUCAGCCUUAAACCUCAUAUGAUUCAACUUAUUGUUUGCCACAUUGUCGUGUUUAUAUAAUUGUUUUAGCGAUA